UUGGACGAGUGACAAUUGUGUUUGCAACAUUUCUGAGACUUAGAGAGAACUUAUCGAGCAAAGAAACAUGUUGUGCAAGUGAAAAAAGUCAGAUUGGUUACGGCAAAGAUUUAGAAAAAAAAAAUAUGAAAGUGCAACAAAAAAAAAAUCGAUAAAGAAAUGCUGCAAGUCUGAAUACAUCGACUGCCACCAAAGUAAGCCCAUCUUGAAUCAUUCCCAUUCGAUUCCAAAGUGAAAUGAUCCUAAUUAGAUCAAUCCAAAGAACAAUUUCUUUUUUCAAAUAAUUUUCCUCUGUCAAUGUGAUUUUAUGGACGAGAGAUUCUUGUGUGAUAUCCCAAAAAGAAGUGAUUGUGUUCCUAAAGUGUUGAUGCGAAAGCUAAAAAUUUGCGAGAAGCGAAAAAAAGAUCAUGAGAAAACUGCUUUGAUGCUAAAGUUAUGUGAAUUCAACCAAAAAGAAGCAAAAAAAAAACAAAUAAAGAUAAAAAUUCUAAUAAGAGAUUGAUCACAAAUUGUAUUUAUAUAAGUGAAGAGCGGAAUUAUAAAACUCAAAAGCAGUUUAUGUUUUUUUUUUCACAUUUGAAAUACAAAACCAAGAACAAAAACAUAUAAAUGUUAAAAUUCUGAAGUACAAAAUAGCUGAUAAAAAGACUUUUAUAAUAAUCCAUAAAUAAAGACUAGUUGAUUUGAUUUGUUAAAUCCGCAUUAAGAAAAAUAUAUAAAUUAGUCGCAACCGUCGCCGCCGCCAAAUAGAAAGACAAGAUACAUAAUAAAAUCCACAAAGAACAACAAACAAAAACGAAAUCAAAUUGACUGACAAAGACAAAAGAGAACCCGUCGUAAAGGCUAAAUCCAAAUUCACACAACAACCAAAAAAAAAGCAGAAAAUUCAAUACAAAAAAAACAAAAACAUUUUGAUCCAAUAAACACAAGCACAAACAGUUGCUCAACGCAAGUGAUCAUAUAAUGUUGAUUGGAUCAAAUUUGAACAGUGAUUUUGGACCAUUGCCAAGUGCCCCUUGGAAUAUGGAACCACCGAGACUACCACUCAGCACUGGCGGCGGCUCAAUGCCACAAUCGACCAACAUACAAUUGUCACCAACCGCAGUAAGCUUAAGUCAAAAUAUGCCCGGUGCCGCAACCGCUUCCGUAUCACCAGCAUCUGUGUUCAGUGGUGGAGCAUCUCCGUCAACAUUAAGCGCUCUAGUAUCACAGCAUCGGCUAUUGGAAUUGUCACGAUUUGGAUUGCGUGGCUAUGACUUGGCCCAGCACAUGCUAACACAACAAGGAGCUGUUUCCAAAUUGCUAGGUACGCUUCGUCCACCCGGUUUGAUUGGUGGUUCUAAACCAAAAGUUGCAACGCCGGCCGUUGUAUCGAAAAUCGAACAGUAUAAACGGGAGAACCCGACGAUAUUUGCGUGGGAAAUCCGAGAACGGCUCAUUUCCGAAGGCGUUUGUACAAAUGCAACAGCACCAUCGGUAUCCUCAAUAAAUCGCAUCCUGAGAAAUCGAGCCGCCGAACGUGCAGCGGCCGAAUUUGCACGAGCCGCUGGCUAUGGACUUUACCCACCAAAUCCUUAUAGUAGUUUUGCUUGGCCGGCAACGGCACAUUUAUGGUCGGCAGGCAGCGGUUUUCCAGGCAUUUCACCUGGUUCAGCAACAACAUCCGGCACUGCAUGCUCACCGGGUUCGGGAAGCCAUGAUACUCUUGGAUCACCCGAUGGAAAUCGACUUAUCGAUGUUGAAGGUGAAGACUCGGGAAGUUUGGAUGGUGAGCAGCCGAAAUUCCGACGAAAUCGUACAACAUUCAGCCCCGAGCAAUUGGAAGAGCUGGAAAAAGAGUUUGAUAAAUCGCACUAUCCAUGCGUAAGCACGAGAGAGCGCUUAGCAUCACGGACAUCGUUAAGCGAAGCUCGAGUCCAGGUUUGGUUUUCCAAUAGGAGGGCAAAAUGGCGACGACAUCAACGCAUGAACAUGCUCAAGCAACGUUCGUCGCCAACACAACGAAGCACUUCAAGUUACACCCCUACAUCUCCCGACCUACAGAGGGGACGUCCCGAAGCCUAUGUACAACAACCGCCAGCAGCAUCGCAGCAACAGCCGAACUCAAAAUGCUCCAGCGUUUACUUUAAACAUGGCGAAAAAUUCAACAAUCCACAUCAGGCAUCGCAUCACACAGCAAAUCAACUAAAUGUAACAGGAUCAGUCACAGCAUCAGCUCCAUUAUUAAUGGGAGGCGAACAUAGUGCAUUCCGAUCGCUUGUACCUUCAGCUUCGACCGCCGCUCUAUUGGCCGCAUCGGCGCAAUUGGGUCUAACCAGACCGUACAAUCGUUCGCCUCACAUCAUGAGCGAUGAAUCCGAUGAAGAAAUCAAUGUUCACGACGAUGAAUCCGACAACGAUUCCAACUAUAAUCCACGUAGCAGCAGCAGCAAAACCAACAGCAAUAGCAACAACAACAACGACAUCAUUUCGAAUAAGAUCUCAGUUGCCGGUGGUGAGAAUUAAAUUUUUAAUUAACUAAAUGUCUUUGUACAAAUCUGAGAAGAUCAAAGCUUAGAAGCUUGAAACGUUGCAGACAAACAAACAAAAAAAAAAAACAAUACGACUUUAAUAUCGUAAUUCGUUUGGGGGAAAUGAAAUGAACCAUCCAAUCAUCCCAACUCAAAGCACUAUUUUUCAUGUAGUUUGCUGUUAUUUUGACAGAAUCAUCAGACCAUUUAAUAAUUGAUUAACGUGACAUUGUCAUGAAACUCAUUUGUGUCGCGCGCUUUUCUUGAAUGCACAAACCAGAAAAAAUGCAUGGAAAUUUUGAAUCGAUUGAUGUUAAGAAAAUUCCAGCGAUGAUUGAAAAAUUGUUUUAAAGUGUUAAAAUGAUUUUAACACCAGUUCCGAUCGACUUUACAUCACAUAUUUCAUUCAAAUUGAGCGCUAAUGUAACAUUAGUAAUAUUAAAUGCCGCAUCAAAGGAUGUGUUGUUCAAAUCUGGUUGUAUUGAAAAUGCUGUGAGAAUUCCCCACAAAAAAUGUGCGUGCAUUCAAAUUAGUCGCGUUAAUUUUUUUCUCGUCAAAAUCGAAACAACAUUUGCAUUGAAACAUUCGACCAAAUUGACACGCUCAAAAUUCAUUCCAAACAAUUGCUACUCUCUCUCUCUCUCUCUCCAUAAUUAUAUAGUUCAUUUUAUCGAAAGCAACACAAAAAAAAAAUCUCUUCAAGUUAAACAAACAAAUUUUCAGUGUUAAUGAUCUUAGAAUUGCGUAUUUAAGUAGAAUUAUUAGCUCGAUUAGGUGAAAUUGCAAUAGAAGUGACAGUAUUAAUUAAAUAAAAGAAAGAAAAAAAAAAACAAAACAAAAUCAGUAGCGAAUAAAAUAUCGUUUACGUUUAAAUUAUUAAAUGGUAUUAGGUACUUAAAAAAAGUGAAAAAAAAAACAACCUUUUCAAUUGUCUAUUACAUUUCGAUUACCAAUGCACCUUAUCGACUGUUAUACAUACAUUGUAAUAUUCGGUGAAUGCCACUGAAAAAAUAUUCAUACUUAUAUAGUGCGUGAGACGCAUGGUCACUCAUUUAGUGAGUGAGACGCAUGCGGAUGAGAUGAAGCAAAGCGAAAGGGAAGCGCGCAACUAGAACAUAGAGUCAAUGGGUACUAUGUGCUUGUGUUUGUGUUCGUAUUCUAACGACGGAGUGACGAAAUGUAUGCGCGCUAUAUCGUUCGUUCGUAUGGAGUUGCCCCGCUUCUCUUUCGCUUUGUUUUGUCUCAUCCGCGUGCGUCUCUUUCACUAAAUGAGUGACCAUGCGUCUCACGCACUAAAUAAGUAUGAAUAUUUUUUUCAGUGGCAUUCACCGAAUAUUACAAUUUAUGCUGUUAUAUGUAUAAAAAAUAAAACAAGACAAAAAAACGAUGACAAAAUACUGAAGACUACGGAGAAACGCAGUCAAUGAAAACAAAAUGCAGCACAACAAAACAAAUUUUCAAUACAUUUUCUCUCCCCUCCUGAUUCCACAAUCUUAAUAAUUAUAAUAACAACAAGAAGAAAAACACAUUACGUAGACUAUAUAGUGUACAUGAAUGGAGAAUACGAUGCGUUUUCGAUGAUUUACUUUUUAAGUUACACACAGUGCAAAUAAUUGUUUCUUUUUCAAAGAUAUUUAUCAAUAUAAUACACAAUUCAAGAACUAUUUACAUUUAAGGAUUAUACAUUUAAAUUCGUUUUAGCAAAUUCCAAUAGGGAUCUUUGAAUUUGUAAAAAAAAAAAUAAUAGUUACAGCUAAUGAAAUAAAGACGAUGAUAAAAUUCAAUCAUGAAAUUCGAAAUGAAUUAUUCCUUUUUGGUUAAUGUAUGAAUGGUUCUCAUAGUUUAGUGCUGUUUUGAUGUAUUUUAGCGUAAAUUUCGUCAACUGAAUACCAACACAUCAUUCUGAAUGCAUACAGUUUGAGUUAAGCUCGUAUCAGCUUCCUCACUCUAUAUUGCGUUAUAAUAA
This is a messenger RNA of Sitodiplosis mosellana (orange wheat blossom midge), 4476 nucleotides long. Its product is annotated as paired box protein Pax-6-like. Bases 964 to 2505 code for a protein of 513 amino acids. Gene Ontology annotation, molecular function: DNA-binding transcription factor activity, RNA polymerase II-specific; RNA polymerase II cis-regulatory region sequence-specific DNA binding. Gene Ontology annotation, biological process: regulation of transcription by RNA polymerase II; anatomical structure development. The transcript is spliced from 8 exons. NCBI's taxonomy places the organism in Eukaryota, Metazoa, Arthropoda, Insecta, Diptera, Cecidomyiidae. The record is from RefSeq and is a predicted model, not a curated record.